This is a messenger RNA of Manis javanica (Malayan pangolin), 1559 nucleotides long. RefSeq names its product RAN guanine nucleotide release factor (gene RANGRF). Gene Ontology annotation, biological process: heart contraction; protein import into nucleus; regulation of membrane depolarization. The record is from RefSeq and is a predicted model, not a curated record. Gene Ontology annotation, cellular component: nucleus. Gene Ontology annotation, molecular function: sodium channel regulator activity; guanyl-nucleotide exchange factor activity; small GTPase binding. NCBI's taxonomy places the organism in Eukaryota, Metazoa, Chordata, Mammalia, Pholidota, Manidae.
AGCACAUAACCGGUCUGUUAUGCUCUAAACACCCUGCCAGGUGCUGUGGAUCACAGAUGAUUGGAGGGAAUUAGCUGAGAGGAUAUAAUUGAGCCGAAAUUUAGAAGAGAAACAAUAGGGGGGUUAAUACGUAUUUUCAUCCAGGUGUGGGUAGGGGGGCAGCCACCCUCCCCACCUCCUGGAGCGUUCUCAAAAUUUGAAAGGGAUUAGCUAUAUAAUCCUCAAGUUGGAUCUCCCCUUCGCGGGAGGCCAGAACGCUAACCCAGCCCCACACCUGGCCCCAUUGUUCUCCUAAUUCCCCCGCAUCCGAUCCGGAUGCGGAAUGAGCGGUUCGGUUCGCAGUUCAUUCAAGGUCAAGAGACGUGGGGGAGGGAGCUGGGAGACCCUGAAACUAUUCUCCCCAGACUCAAGAAACCCCACCUGGACAUGGGUCCCUUGGAUGAGCAGACUCCUAAGGCCAUUCUUAGGAGGUGCGGAGUCCAGGUCCCUUAGUGUGCUCUAGAAAAACUUUUAAAAGGAGACUGGCCGGUGCGCCUUGAGACUAACAAAGCUUCACAAAUCCUAGACUGCAGUCUUAGCUGAUAGCAACCCCACCCCCGCGGUCCCGCCCCCGCACCCUCGGGGAAAAGUGGCUUCCGGGAGCAACCCUGCUGGGCACCGCCCCCAGGACGCGGGUGCCGAUUGGCCAGCGCGAUCGCAGGGCGAGGCCAAAUCUUACAGAGUCGGAAGCUAAGGAACUCCUAAGGUGGCUGUGGCUGCAGCUGCAGCGAAAUGCAGGGAGGUGAUGCGCGGUGGUCCAUGUAGGUCUUUAAAAUAUAUCUCAAAUGUCCAUACCCUAGUCUGAGGCCCAUGGAGCCCACGCAGCACUAUCCACUGUUCGGGGGCGCCUUCUCCGCCACUCUCCCGCCCGGGGCCAUUGACGUAAGCGACCUCCGACAGGUCCCGGACAAUCAAGAAGCUUUCUGCCAUCGUGAGACAGAUCAGAGCCUGAUCGUAGAACUUCUGGAACUGCAGGCCCACGUGCAGGGCGAAGCGGCUGCGCGGUACCACUUUGAGGACGUUGGCGGGGUGCAGGAGGCUAGAGCUGUGCAAGUGGAGGCUGUGCAGCCCCUCCAUCUGGAGAACCUGGCCCUGAGGGGCUGCUGUGAAGAAGCCUGGGUCCUCUCUGGCAAGCAGCAGAUAGCUAAAGAAAACCAGCAAAUAGCAAAGGAAGUGACACUACACCAGGCCUUGCUGCGGCUUCCCCAGUACCAGACUGAUCUCCUGCUCACCUUCAAUCAGCCCCUUCCUGACAAUAGGCCAUGUUUUGGCCCUGAAAAUCUGUCACUUCCACCCUGGAGCCUGAGUGACUUUGAGCAGCUGGUGACCAGUCUGACCCUUCAUGAUCCCAACAUCUUUGGUCCCCAGUAAAGACGCUGAUAUGCUGCAUGUUGCUGCUGAAGACUUGGGACCAUGUUCUGCAAGGGGAGCCAGGGGUUGGGUACAUUCCCCUAAUUCCUUCCCUGUGCAUAGACGUAAGAUACCUCCUCUCUGCAGAAAUAAACUUGGUUUAUAACAGG